ACAAACACACACGAGCGGUGGCUUGUUUUGGUCUGGUACGGCUUCGCAAAAUAAGAAAACUCAGUGACUUUUGGAGGAACUUAUGCAGCGGUUCAAACGGACUCGGCACGUCUCCGUUGUUAAAUAGCGGUGAGAUGCAAACUCCGCGCUGGUGCUUUGUUUAAUUGCACUUUAGGGAUUUUUGCAGACAGCGCUUUGAUCUCCGGGGUAAACGGGGUCGUGCGCUGCUGACUGCGCUUGUUUUGAUAAUGCAUUCGGAUCUCUGGACUGAAAAGGACGCUGUUUUGUAAUUUUCACCGUUUUGUAUGUUUAUACAUCACGAACUUGGUGCUUUCCGGUACCUGCAAUAUUCUUUGAAGAUGUCAGAUGGAUUAUUUAAAGUUAGUUGUAACAAUGUAAUGCUGCUGACGAAAACCCAAGUGUGCUACGGUAUCGAUGAACUGUUAUAACCGAAGCUCUAGUCGGAGCGCACACAAGUGACUUGUUUUAGUGCUAUUUUUCACUAUUUUUACUCAAUGGAAACGUUUUUGUCUCGGCGUUCACGCUUGCUGAAGAUUACACGCGUAACGCUUUGACUUCCAAUCCUGCAAUUUUUUUCUGUAAAUAUUUUUUCAUACCAUGGCAAGCCCGACUACGGAGCAAGGAUGUUUUUCAGACGUGAAAAAGGUGGGUUAUUUAAGGAAACCCAAAAGCAUGCACAAAAGGUUUUUUGUACUGAGGGCGGCGAGCGCCUCCGGACCGUCCCGACUGGAGUACUAUGAAAACGAGAAGAAGUGGAGACACAAGUCUGGAGCGCCGAAAAGAUCCAUUCCGCUGGAGAGCUGCUUUAACAUCAACAAAAGAGCGGAUUCAAAAAACAAACAUCUCGUCGCGCUUUAUACCAAGGAUGAGUACUUUGCUAUCGCUGCUGACAGCGAGAUAGAGCAAGAGUCAUGGUUCCAAGCCCUAGUUGAUCUUCAUAACAGAGGUAAGGUCCACGAAACUGCCCCGGGCCGUGGAGUUGGCGAGGAUAAUUACGGCGAAGCCACGCCGGGACCUGCCUUUAAAGAGGUUUGGCAAGUUAUAUUGAAACCAAAGGGUCUGGGUCACACAAAGAACUUAAUUGGAGUUUACAGAUUAUGCCUCACCAAUAAGACUAUCAGCUUUGUGAAACUCAAUUCGGAUGCAGCAGCAGUGGUCCUGCAGCUGAUGAACAUUAGGAGAUGCGGUCACUCUGAAAAUUUCUUUUUCAUUGAAGUCGGCAGAUCCGCUGUGACAGGCCCAGGGGAGUUUUGGAUGCAAGUGGAUGACUCCGUUGUGGCUCAGAACAUGCAUGAAACUAUAUUAGAAGCCAUGAAAGCCAUGAGUGAGGAGUUCAGACCCCGCAGCAAAAGCCAGUCAUCUUCUAACUGCUCAAACCCCAUCUCAGUGCCUGUCAGGCGGCAUCAUCACAAUAAUCCUCCCCCUAGCCAAGUUGGCUUAGGCAGGCGCUCUCGGGCGGAGAGUGUGACGGCCACUUCUCCUGUUAGGCCUGGCAAACACAGCCAUUCAUUCAGAGUUAGAGCAUCUAGUGAUGGAGAGGGCACCAUGUCCAGGCCGGCAUCUGUAGACGGGAGUCCAAGCAGCCCGAGCAAUGCCCGACCUCAAUCGCAGCGGUACAGGGGUGGAUCCAGACUUCACCCGCCACUCAAUCACAGCAGAUCAAUACCCACGCCCACCUCACGGUGCUCCCCCUCAGCCAUCAGCCCCGUCAGCCUGUCUUCCAGCAGCACCAGCGGGCAUGGCUCCACAUCUGACUGCCUCUUUCCACGCCGCUCUAGUGCCUCCAUAUCUGGAUCACCCAGCGAUGGCGGAUUCAUCUCCUCAGAUGAAUAUGGAUCCAGCCCCUGUGACUUUCGAAGCUCGUUUCGUAGUGUGACUCCAGACUCACUUGGCCACACGCCACCUGCCAGGGAGGAGGAGAUAAAUAACUACAUCUGCAUGGCAAAACCCGGUUCACUUCCUGGUGCCGGGAGCCAGUCACGGAGCCAAUCCAGAGGAACGCCGUCAAGACUAGAGGAGCCUGAGUUGGAAAAAUGUUUUCGAAAAAGAACUCAUUCUUCCGGUGCUUCACCGCCAACUCCAUGCCAUCAAAAAACUCCCUCACAAUCGCCUGCUGCAUCUUUAGAGGAAUACACUGUGAUGAUGCCUACAUACCCACGAAGCCGCUCUGCAUCAUCGUCAUCAUCAACAUAUAGGCACUCAUUCAUGCCAACACAUUCAUACCCAGAGGAAGGUAUAGAUGCGUCACAAGCAAAAGACGAAAGGGGGCCAGAUCACAAGGAUGACGGCUAUAUGCCCAUGCUGCCAGGCGUUGCGCCUGCAACCCCUGCCGCCAAAAGCAAUGACUACAUGCCCAUGAGUCCAAAAAGUGUGUCUGCACCACAGCAAAUUAUCAACCCCAGGCAACACGCACAUGUCGACUCCAAUGGCUACAUGAUGAUGUCACCAAGUGGCAGCUGCUCUCCAGAUGGCACAACAAACUAUGGCAAGAUUUGGACGAAUGGCAUCAACCCUAAGCUCUCCGUGGAGAGUAUGGAAGGUAAAGUGUCAUCAUGUGGAGAUUACAUAAACAUGUCUCCAGCUAGUUGCUCAACAAGUACGCCUCCAGACUGCUUUUUUAACCCUGUGGAAGAUCCUCCUAGGCCGAUGUAUGCUUACUUCUCUUUGCCUCGCUCAUUCAAACAUGCCAACAGAAAGCAGGAUCAAAGCCCACUUCGAGUGUCACUGGGCUCGAGUCGAUUAGCAUAUGGUGACUCCUCUUCAUCUUCAGCAAGCAGUGACAGCUUGGGUGGUCAAAGCAAUUCGCAGCAGUCUGCUGUCAAACCCAAAAGGUCAGAGGGCAAUGGUAGGCUGACACGUCCAACGCGGCUGUCACUGGACGCCAGCAAAGCAAGUACUCUUCCACGCACACGUGAGAGCCCCUUCCCUCCUGAGCCUAAAAGUCCUGGGGAGUAUGUCAACAUUGAGUUCAACGACAAGGCAUUUUCAGCGAGCUUAGCUUCACUGUUUCCACCUGUUUAUUCAGUAAGUGAUGCUGAGGCCCCGUCAGAUCUUUCAUCAUCCGAGUACAUGAACAUGCAGCUGGGAUCCCAGGCCAGACGGCUGUGCCCAGAAUUGCAGACUUCCACUUCCAGUUCAGAUUAUGCCAUAAUCACACCGUCAAACUCUGUAUCCUCCCCUCCACUGCCAUGUGAGAGCAUAUGUGAGCGUGACUACAUCAGCAUGCAGUUAGCAUCCUGCGCUAGCUUUCCCAACACACAAUUGAUGCUAAUGACCGAGGCCCUGCCAGAUGCAGAUGCCCCUCCUUGUUCUGUAUCACCCAAUCAUGGCGUGACGACAUUAAGUGGCGCUCCUGGGAGACCGGCUCUGAUUAGCCCUUUGUCAGGUCUGAGUGCAUUCACACGGGUUAACUCCACUUCCGGCCGGAACCAGGGCGCUAAAGUAAUACGUGCUGACCCACAGGGUCGACGGCGGCACAGUUCAGAGACUUUUGCAUCUACAACAACCAGUCAGUCAGUCGACACAUCAAGCACCUGUCAAUCAGGUGACGUAAAGCGCCACAGUUCCGCCUCCUUCGAGAAUGUGUGGUUAAGGCCUGAUCAGGCCUCUGCUGCUUCUACCACUCCUUCUGCAUCAACAGUAACCAACGGACGAAGGGAAACUACUUCAGGCCAAAUUCCCACAUUAACAAACCAUGACCAGAACGGCCUGAACUACAUUGAUCUGGAUCUAAUGCAGAAUGGAGAGCAACAUGUUCCUGAUUGGAAUGCUUUCCAGUCUCGGACGGUGGAGCUGGGAGCUGUUGAAGGUAUAGAAGAGCUCAGUGCCUAUGCCAGUAUAAACUUCCAGAAAUCAGAUGAGACCAGAGGGAAUCUCGCACACAGAGAAGAAUGAAGAGUAAAAAUCCGCCGCUGCUUCAAGAUUCAACGCUCAAAAUCUCCCCCCGAUUCACUGCAAGCCGGACCUCAGAAAACUGGACCUUGAUAAACUCACUAACCUCAUUUUUUCCAGGACGCUACCAAAACCAUAUGGACAAAACAGACCUCAAAACAUCACAUAUCCGGACCUCACAAAAUGCUGGAUUUCACCAACCAUAAAUCUCUCUCAGCUGGAUUUUCACUGUGUUCUACACCUACUCAGAUAUUUACUGUUACAGACUCGGUACAAAUCCAUUUCUACUAUGGUAAAAUGCACAGGUACAAGGCAGUAUAAUAGCAAUAGUCUUUCAAACAAUGGUGCAUUAAUAUUUAUGUAAUUGAUGGUACUUUUUUUUAAGUACCCAACGUACGACAGAUGUUUUGGGUACAGGGAUGCUCUACGAAGCAGCCAUAUUGUGUCGGGUUUUUGUCGAUUGUACCUGUUUUCUUUCAGUACUGCCAGAUUACACUUACAGCUCAGUUUCUGCACCCAGUACGAAUGACCUCAAACACCCAGACUUGACCUCAGGACUUUAUGAAAGCGUUUACACACAUACACACACACACACACACACACGCACACACACACACACACACACACACAUACAUACACAUACAUACAUACACACUGUGUUUCAGCACUGUGAGCCGUUACUGACCUCAUGCUGCCAAACACACACUGUGAUGUCUGUCAAACCUUUAUUUUUUAUACUUGGUCAUGUUACAUCCCGCUAAAUUGUAAUAAUAAGCCGGAGUGGAGUUUAUACGGACCCUCAGAGGGCCUUUUUAUUUUGUUUAGUUAUUUUUUAUUUUUAUUUAAAUGUUUUAUUUAAGUCUCAGUUCAAAAACACAAAACAUUUUGGUACUAUUACAUUUUUUCUUUCAUUCUUUAUAUUUUAAAUUUUGGUUUUUCAUUUGUAAACACUUUUUAAUUUUCAAAUUUUAUUUUAAAUUCUGUUUUUCAUAAUUAGAGAUCAUUAUUUCGGUACUAUUCAACUUUUUAAAAUGAAUUUUAUUAAUUAAUUUAAUAAUUUGUAAAGAAUUUUCUUUAUUUUAUUAUUAAACGUUUAUAUUUUCAUGCAAAGUCUGCCAUAUAAUUGUAAUAGAUCUCGAAAAGAGUGUGUACUGACUUCCAAACAAAACAUUUUCACUUUUUUCCCCUCUGAAAUGUUCAUUUAGUUUUACUAAUUUACAAAAAUUAGUAUAUAUGUAUUAGGCAUGGGGUAGGGCUUUGCGAUUAAUCGAAAUCAAAUCAUUAUAUGAAACAUUGCAAUUAACUAAUCUAAACUAAAGAGGCUGUGAUAUGAAAUAUAUAUGUAUUAUAUAAUUUCUCCCACCCAAAGAAAAUGCGUGACUGCCGUCUGUGUGUGUGACAUUCUUACUAGCCAAUUGAGUGAGCACACUUUUGUUCUGGCCAAUUAGAAUUGCCUGACCAAACUAUGCAAAAAGCUCACAAUAAAACAAGCAGGAAAGCGCGGACAAGUGGGAUAAUGGCGUCUGUCGCUUCAGAAGCAUUAUUAGACAAAUUCAUAUCAAAGAAAAACAGCAUGUCGGUAAUAUGGGAAUGUUUUGGUGUCAAAGUCACAGACAUCGAACAAAAAAAGCACCUAAAAAAGCACCACAGGAGGCCAACAGUCAACUAAAAGUAUUGCUAAUGACGCUCAAUCUAGUAGCCAGCAACAGCAAAGUACAGUUUCCGAGUUGUUUGCAGCUGUUACACCAUAUGAAAACACAGCACAAAGGCACCAGGAGAUAACUAAUGCCAUAACUCACUGCUGUUUGCUCUAGAGAAAAAUGAGUGUUUAAUUUCGGAAAAUUUAUAAACAAAUGUUAUCAGUAAGAAGCUACGAUACAGAAUAUUGAGCUGAAGCUUGACUACAAAAUUAAAUCGCAAAUAAAAUUUAAAUCGCAAUAUCUGUUAAAAAAAAUUGCAAUUAGAUAUUUUCCCCAAAUCGCUCAGUCCUAGGCAUGGCCCAGUAUAAGUUUCUGACGGUAUAAUAGCCUUGAAUAAAAAUAUCACAGUUUCAUGGUAUUGUGAUUACUGCUCUAAAAUGUAUUAUUUUAAAAUGUCUGGGUUAAAAAACAACCAUAUUUUCUUCCAUUGAACACAGUAUAUUUUAUUUUAGGAAACAUUUAUAAUAUUUUGAAACCGUAAACAUGUCAGGCUAAAUAAUUGAAAUAUAUGAUAGACAUCUGCUGUCUUCAUUAGAUUCAAUAACACAGAUUUCUUUACAACACAAAUAAAAAAACCCUUACAUAUACCUGAAGAACGGUAUAACAAAAUUUGAGUGGUUUUAAAACCUUCACUUGACCUUGAAACCGGACCUUGAAACUUUGACCGGUGAUCGUCCCAUGUCUAAUAUGUAUAUUAAGUAUAUAUAAUAUAUAUGUUGGCUUCAUCAUUAAACUCCAUCUAAAGUUAAAAUUAACUCCUAUUGCAACAAACUUAAUUCUAUAUAUAUAUUUAUUUAAUUCUAACCCAAAACCCAAAACGUUAAGGUAACUCAAACCAUUUAAGUUCAAAAACUAAUCCUCAUGAGUACUGUGAACUUAAUCCAUUUGAGUAAACGAAGCAAUUUGAGCACAGUAAAACCCAAUAAAUAAAGAGAAGUCAAACCAACUGAGUACUGUAAAACCCAAUAAGUUAAGGUAACUCAAACCGUUUAAGUUAAAAAAACGAAACUACAUGAGUACUGUGAACUUACUCCAUUUAAGUUGAAGUAAUGAGGUAUUUAAUUGCUUAAUUGACAUAAAUCAUAAACUUCUGCUGUCUUCAUUAGUUUCAAAAACACAGAUUUAUUUACAACACAAAUGAAAAACCCUUACGUAUACCUUAAGUAUGGUAUAACAAAAUUUGAGUGGUUUUAAAACCUUGACUUGAUCUUGAAACCAGUUAUCGUCCCAUGCCUAAUAUGUAUAUUAAGUAAAUAUAAUAUAUAUGUUAGCUUCAUCAUUUAAAAUGAACACAAUCAUAUCUCACAGUCCUGCUUACAACAGAUUGAAUUUUUCGUUAUUAUCCAAUUUGGCAACUAUCAUUACAGUAGAGAUUUUGUUGAUAAGAGGCGGACUAUUUUUUUAGCGAUUAUUACUAUUGCGCUAACUUCUCAAGCGCAUAAGAGGCCUUAUAGCCCUGGUUGGGCUAAAAAUAAAGCUCAAGCAGCUACAUUUAUUGAUGUGUAAAUCCCAUGACUGAACUAAUGUUUUUGAUCACAGUGUAUCACCAAUAGUUGGUCAAACCGAACAAAAGCUUGCAUAGUUCCAUAUAAUAAAUGAACAUCUGAAAGCAAGUGGAUUUUCACAGGCAGCAGUUCUGUUUUUUUUCUGCUGUUAAGCCUUGGAAGCCAGUCAAAGGUGCUCGCAACCUUUAUUUAGGCUGUUUAAUUUCCUCUCGGUUGUUACUUUGAUUUCAUACGGUUUAUUUUCUGCUUAAAAUAACUUGCUGUGGCGAUGAUGGUACGGUCCCAGCAACAGGUGUACAAUGUCUGUCAUGUUUGCUGCUGAAAUGAAACAAACAAUGAACAAUCUGUAAAUUAUUGAAUAUAUAGAAAUGUUGUUCUUGGUUCUCUUUUAAGAGUAUUUAACAUUUCACGGUUGGUGUUUCAUUAUCCUUUUUGUUUUGCCUUUAGAUUAUCGACACGUAUUUUUAAAAUGUGUCAACUCUUUUUAAACAGAUUUUGUGGGGAAUAUUUUCUUUUAUAGCAGAAAAACCAUGUAUAAUCCAAUAUUUCGGAGAGAAUGGUACGUUUCCUUAAUUAUUUUUCAAUACAAAAAUUCUUAUUAAUGUAAACCUGCACAUCAGGGACGUCCCUUCUCAAAUGGAAUCGCUUUUGGAAAGCUGUUACAGUUUUUUAGAGCUCUGAUUGGCUGACACAGUGGUGCUCCCGUAACCUGAUAGGCUGCUCUAAAGGUUGCCUGUCAUAUGAUAGGUCGCAGUUGUGGAUUUAGCACCCUGCGGUUGUGUUGUGAUACAGGGUGUGGGGCAUCACUCCUGCAACAUCUCCUUUGUAAAUAAUGUAUUGUACAAAAGAAAACCCGUGAUUGGUUGAUAUUGGACUGCGUGGUGCUUGAAGCAAGCAGAUUGACUGGUUGUCUCGAAUGAAUCGAAAUGUGUAAACAAUAUGAGUGUAUGUACAGAUGAGUGGAUGUAUGCACAUGUAAACAAAUAUGUCUGUUUUAAUGAAUGAAUGAAAUGAUCAGCAGUAAGGAGAGGGCUUCCUCGCCACCCCUAUUUUAAUAGAAUGGUGUCUUCUGGAUCCUUGACGUGUAAUAAAGUAGAAGCGCUUAUCUUUUCUGAA
This is a messenger RNA of Danio aesculapii, 8233 nucleotides long. It is a transcript of the gene irs1, whose product is annotated as insulin receptor substrate 1. The record is from RefSeq and is a predicted model, not a curated record. Gene Ontology annotation, molecular function: phosphatidylinositol 3-kinase binding; insulin receptor binding. Gene Ontology annotation, biological process: insulin receptor signaling pathway. The transcript has 2 exons. The coding region runs from base 619 to 3915 and encodes 1098 amino acids. Gene Ontology annotation, cellular component: cytosol; plasma membrane. NCBI's taxonomy places the organism in Eukaryota, Metazoa, Chordata, Actinopteri, Cypriniformes, Danionidae.